GGGGAGUGUCGCGGAUUCAAUCAGCUCGCAUUUCACAGCGACCAACCUGCGGGAGCAGUCGCAUCCCUGUGGCCUGGGAGAAUGCUGAAGCCGCUGAACUUGCUGCUGAUCCCCUUGCUGCUGGCCGGAGCAGCGGACAAGGACAGUCCUGAGAAAGGGGACAGCAAGGGGAAUUACCUGGAGGAUGAGCAAUGGCUGUCCGGACUCUCCCAGUACAGCCAGCAGAUCAAAGACUGGAACCGCUUCAGAGACGAUGACUACAUCCGAAACUGGGAUCAGAAGACUUUUGAUGAAGCACUGGAUCCCACCAAGGACCCCUGUCAAAAGGUGAAGUGCAGCCGACACAAAGUGUGUAUCUCCCAGGGCCAGCUGAGGGCCAUGUGCAUCAGUCGCAAGAAACUCCAGCACAGAAUCAAGCAGUCUUCCCUGGGGCACGUGGAGAACACUUGCAAGCCAUGCCAAGCAGAUCAGGUGGAACCUGUGUGUGGCUCAGAUGGUCACACCUACUCAUCGCAGUGUAAGCUGGAGCUACAGGUCUGUCUGACUGGGAAACAGCUCAACCGGCAGUGUGAAGGCAAAUGUCCAUGUCCAACAGAGCGCACUCCGACCUCUGACCCUGCAAGCAAGUCAGCUGACUGCACCGGCCAGGAUCUGGCAGAUCUCGGUGAUCGACUCAGGGACUGGUUCCAGUUGCUGCGUGAAAAUGCGAAACAGAACAGCUCAGGGAGACCUGGGAGCAGUGCGUCCAGUGUGUUGGAUAAGAAUAUGGUGGCCAGCUGCAGGGAUUCAGUCGGUUGGAUGUUUUCCAAGCUGGAUACGGAUGUGGACCUGUUCCUGGAUGAGGCAGAGCUUGCAGCCAUCAAUCUGGACAAAUAUGAAGUCUGCGUGAGACCCUUCUUCAACUCCUGCGACACCUACAGAGACGGACAUGUUUCCAUGGCUGAAUGGUGUUUCUGCUUCUGGAGGGAAAAGCCCCCCUGCCUGGCUGCGCUCGAGAAGAUCCAACUGCAAGAGGCGGUGCGGAAAGUGCCUGGUACCUUCAUUCCUAGUUGCGAUGAGGAUGGUUACUACAGGAAGCUGCAAUGUGAUACUUACUCUGGCGAGUGUUGGUGUGUUGACCAGCAAGGCAGUGAGGUGACAGGAACCCGGGUUAAAGGGAACCCUGACUGUGAGGAUGUGAUCAGUUUCUCCGGUGAUUUUGGCAGUGGAGUCGGCUGGGAGGAUGAGGAAGAGAAAGAGACUGAAGAGACUGCGGAAGAAACAGAGGAGGAAGAGGGUGAAGCUGGGGAGACGGAUGAUGGAGGCUACAUUUGGUAACAUCGCAACAGCUGUCUGAUAAACACUGCUAACCAUUUGGCACAUGUUUUCCACCCUUCAUGAACAACUUUCACUCCUUCUGAUUAACGCAUCCUCUGUCCUACAGUGUACACUACCAGUUCCCGAUGACCGCCUUGGCACCAGUGAGUGACACUGCUCGCUGCUUCAUUGCAUAUUAUUUUAUCACACUUGACACUAAGGGGCACAGAAUGUUACCACCAAUAAAUGGCUAGACUCCCCAGUGAUAGUGCUGACCAGGACAAAUGCACAAUUUACAAUUUUAAAAAUCCAGAUUGUAUCACAAACAAUCCAGAGAGGGGGAGGGGUGUGAGGGACUCAUUACUGUAGGCAAAGGUUGAAUAUCAAUAUCAUGAAAUAGAGAGGGAUGUGACAGCUGCUUCAUUUUAAAGUAAUGUUUGUGAAAGGUAUCGUGUACAACGUCAGCAGCUCCCCCAUUGCCCCGUCACCCACUGACCCUUCACUCACUGCCUCCUCACCUACUGCCCCCUCACCUACUGCCUCCUCACCUACUGCCUCCUCACCUACUGCCCCCUCAUGCACCUCAAACUCACCCGCCACUAUUCCCCCACUUAUCACACCUUCACCCACUGCCCCAUUACCCAUUGACCCAUCACCCAUUGCCCUGUCACCCACUGACCCUUCACUCACUGCCUCCUCACCUACUGCCCCCUCGUGCACCUCACACACACCCACCACAAUUCCCCCACUUUCCACACCCUCACCCACUGAUCCCUCACCCACUACCCCGUCACCCAUUGCCUUGUCACCCACUGACCCUUCACCCACUGACCCUUCACCCACUGCCUCCUCACCUACUGCCCCCUCAUGCACCUCACACUCACCCAUCACAAUUCCCCCACUUACCACACCCUCACCCACUGACCCCUCACCCAUUGUACCAUCACUCACUAUGCCCUUGCCCAUCGUUCACUGCACAUUGCUCCUUCAAUCACCACACCUGGCCCUCCCGCUGUCACAUCCUGCAUGGUCUUACAAUGUCAACUCCUCAGCCAGUGCCCUUUAGAUUGUGCCCACCCGGAUGUGCCAGUAAUGUUUCUGCAAGUUAGCUUCAUUUGAAACUCAGAAAGCCCACUCCAAAGUGGGAGAUAAAUUAGUGUGAGUGUGUGUGUGUGUGUGUGUGUGUGUUCAUAUGGUAGAGGGUACAGGGGAGAGAAUCAGCAAUCCUGAGACUGUGUAAAAUGUAGGUCUGUUUUCUGACGGCAGAAAUGUUCUCUUAAGUGCUCAGAACGUUUAACAUCACUCAGGUCUGAGAAUUAUACACUGGGUGUAAAAGUACCCAUGACUUUGAGUUAAUUCAAAGUCAGAGAAUUGUCAAACAAGGCUAUUCAAUAUUUCAGUUUCAGAAAGAGAUCAUGUUCCUCUCUGGGAGCUCUUUGCAGGUUCAGCAAUAUUCCUGAAAAGGUGUCACUGGGAAAUAAACUCCUGAGUGAAACAUUAUUGUUAGCAGAAGAUUUGCCCUGUAGCUGAUCACCCUGUUAUUUAGUCAUCUGUAUUACAGUCAGGCUGUGUGUCUGAAGGACUGAGGGAUUUAUUACUGUGAAGCUAGUGAAGUGUGAAUGUUUUAUUCCUGCUUGUACUCAAUGUUAAAGCUACCUCCAUAAUCCUUCCCAAUAUCUGACUAGCAGCUGUUUGACAGGAUGCCCGUGAAUUUGAGGUUAUUUACUCACCAGCGAUUGGGCUGCUGUUUUUCAGUUGCUCCAGGAAAAAUAUACACACCCAUGAAACACAUCAUGUCUCCAUACAUGUGCACACACACACACACACACACAAUAUACACACAGACACACAUAUACACACAGACACACGCGCGCACACAAUAUGACACACAGACACACACAACAAUAUACACACGGACACGCACACCCACAGACAAAGACACACGCACACAUAACACAUACAUGCACAUCUCUACGACUCUAUGCACAUGCACAGACACAUACAGACACAUAUACAUCCAGAAACACAUGUACAGACACACACACACAAACAUUUUCCAAAAAGUAUACUUUGUUCAAGCACGACAAAAGUAUGUUUUGUGACCGUUCAAAUAUAACAUGGAGUGAAAUGUAAUACACAUCCUGCUUGAUUUAAUAUAAUGUGGUGAUCUGAGGAAUCUCGCUAUACUUACAAUCUUCAAUGGGGAUUCCAUUUUCAGCAGAUUACACCCAAAGCAACCAGCGGUCUUGGAUUUCUGAGGAGGAACCUUUUGUAUUGUAACAAAAAUAUCAGACAGGUUACCAAACGUUGGUUUCUCCAAUCCCAGAGUGUGUUCACUGUGUGUGGGAUCCUUAUACAGCAGGAGAUAGAAGUAAGAUUCAAGUCCCUCAAAGGCAUGUUGCUUGAUUCUGCACCAAUCCCACACUAGAGUCACAUCCUUGAUCAAAGAUUCAAAACAACAGCAAAGAGGGGACUGAGCACAUUCUACGAAAUAUGGGAUGGACAGAGUGUUGGGGAGAAUUGACAGAGUAAAAAAUGAGGUCUGCAGAUGCUGGAGAUCACAGCUGCAAAUGUGUUGCUGGUCAAAGCACAGCAGGUUAGGCAGCAUCUCAGGAAUAGAAACAGCUACCUGGUACCUUCCAGCAAUUACAUUACACAAGAUAGCUGUCCACGCUAACUGCAAAGGUUGUAUGUUUCCAAGACAAUACAUUAUUAAUCUUCUUCCCAAGGAUAAUCCUAAAUGGAAAAAGCUGCCAAUCAAUGUCAUUACAGCCCCGUCAAUCAAAAUCUUCAAGACCCACCUUCAGAUUAUUUCCUUUUAUUCUCAGGACUUAUCAUUUCAGCAGCUCGCAUCUGGUUGAGCUAAAUGUUAGCACAGCAGAAUAUCCGUCCCUGAUGCCAGUGUAACUGAAGCAGCAGCAGAAUUACAGCUUAUGAUUGCAAUUUUGAAUUGCUGUUAAGCAGACAGCCCAAGGGGUUUUCCAAUGCUGCAGCCCCUCACUGUACUGUGCUGGGAGGCUUCUCGAUAGUGACCUUUUCCCAUCAAACCAGCUGCCCCAGGCCUUGGAUUGUGCCAGUCUGUAACACUCAAACCAACAGCUCUUUACACUGCAAGACCAGGAGCUUUCAGGUUAACUGAGUUUCACAAACACACACAUACCUCUGUGCAUGUGCGCAUGCACACGCACUCACACACACACUCACUCAUGCAGACACGUACUCUCACACACAUACAUCCAUGCAUGUGCACGUGUGCACGUGCGCACACACACAUACACACAUACUCUCACACACAUAGUUCCGUGUAUGUGUGCGCAUGCGCACACACAGAAACACACACACUCAUGCAGACACAUACUCUCACACACAUCCCCCCCUGCACAUAAACAUAUCUCUGUGCAUGUGCACGCUCACUCACACAUGCUCACUCACUCAGACACAUACACACACAUCCCCUACGCACACACGUGCAUACGCACACACACACACACACACACUUAGAUGCGCGCGCGCACACACACACUUAGAUGCGCCCGCGCACACACACAUGCUUAGACGCACACAUGCCCACACCGUCAAAACGUGUGGCGCUGG
Hemiscyllium ocellatum (epaulette shark) is the source of this 4890-nucleotide messenger RNA. RefSeq names its product SPARC (osteonectin), cwcv and kazal like domains proteoglycan 2 (gene spock2). Gene Ontology annotation, molecular function: protein binding; calcium ion binding. The coding region runs from base 82 to 1317 and encodes 411 amino acids. The record is from RefSeq and is a predicted model, not a curated record. The transcript has 10 exons. Lineage: Eukaryota; Metazoa; Chordata; Chondrichthyes; Orectolobiformes; Hemiscylliidae.